Molecule: messenger RNA, 7270 nt
Organism: Folsomia candida
Lineage: Eukaryota; Metazoa; Arthropoda; Collembola; Entomobryomorpha; Isotomidae
Gene: Syt14
Product: synaptotagmin-C
Exons: 14
Coding region: 828-3023 (731 amino acids)
Source: RefSeq, a predicted model, not a curated record
GAGAGAGAGAGUCCCAUAGUGGUAGCUGCUGCUGCUGCUGCUGCUCUACUCUCUCCAGUCGUUUUUUGACUCCAGCCAGACGCGAGCCAACUUUCGCCACGUUUAGUGUAAUUCAUUCAUAAAACAUUUUCUUAAUUCGGUGCUUUAGGUCGUAAGCAGUGUACAUAAUUGUAUAUACUACAGUAAUUAUAGGUACCGCAUAUACAUUACUUUAGGGAUAAUAGAAGUACAUACGUCUCCUUAAGAAUUAAAGUAAAAUAUUUCUUUCUGGCAGCACAGCCCGCUUGUGUAACUCUUAUUACGUAAAAAUUAUCCUUCAUGUGCGAUGAGCCCUUUAAUUUUACUGGCUCCGUCUCAUAGUUUCUCCACAACGAAACAAGUCAAGUCUGGUCAUGAAACUGCUCUUCUUCAACACGAAAGAUAAGCAGAGGUGACUGCAGCAAGGGCAGAAAUGGUGACAUAAAGCUCUUGUGAAGGUAGUAAAUUCUGAACUUGGUAGAAUUUUUAUUUCAGCCAGUACGACAAUAUGUACAUAUCUAUCAAUACGUAUGUAAAUAAAUGAAUAAAUUCGCUCAUGUAGAGUAACCAAAAGGGUCUAAGAUUUACCAGAAGGCACUAUUUCUUAGAGUAAGGGCGUAAAAAUUAGUGCGUUAGGCAACGAGUUGUACUCGGCCAGUUCUGGCGACUGUGUUUCUCCAUCGUCGUCAGCAAGUAAACGUCAUUUUGAAGAUCAACAGUAUUGUACUAAUAGCAAAAUUCCUGGAGAGGAGUCGUUGAAUCCACAAGCAUUUCGUUGGACCAAGGCGGAGGAUAGUUCCUUAAAAAACAUGGUUGAAGUAGAUGUCACAGAACCGGAAGACAUAAUCAAUGUUCCAGUUGAAGCCACAGCAUUUCUUGCAGCAGUUUCAGCUCUUGCGGUGUUACUCUUUGUCAUAUUUGUGUACGUAAAUAAGAAGUGGAGAAUCCUGAACGUCGGACUCAACGCGAGCAAACCAACCGGACGCGGUACUCAGAUCCCUGUAAAGCAGCAUGACAAUUCAACGAAAAGACUUUCACCCUUCAGACCUCAUUUGGGUGACUCCUACAUCCUCACACCCGAGUCGAGUUCAGACAGCGAAGAAGAUGUUCUUCGACGGUUAAGAAGCCAAAUGAGUUUGCAGCAACACCACGAAACGACUCUGCAGGAUCAUCGGGUUUCCAUGAGUCGAGGGUCGCCUUUGCUCACCACCGCAGUCCGCAGUUUUUCCUUAGACCAAGCUUCCAGCCACCACCACCAUCCUCAUCACCACCACCCCCACCUCAUGCAGCACCGUAGCUUCGACCUGACCUACCAUCCCCUUCACCAAAGCACUCCCAACUACUCAUCCAAUACCGCAGUGCCCUCAUCCGCUGGCCACAACCUUUUCCAUGGGGCUGGCUCUUCCGCAUACACGUCCGUGAGGCCCUUGAGGAUCGCAGGGGGUCGAGACAUGGAUAACGUUGCUUCGUCGAGCUGUACAAGUAACAGUUCCAGGCGGAGAUCAAAAGGACUAAUGGCAUCUUCAUCGAUGGGUGGUGUCCGUGGAGGCGGGGAGCGAGGGGAUCUCAUGUCAUUGGCGGAGAAGGGCAAAGUGAACAGUUCCAGUGCGUCCUCGACCAGCUCGAAUGGAAGCACCGAAGAUGAUCCCACCAGAGCACCGCAUCAUCAGCAUCAUCAUCAUCACCACCAUGGAAUGAGGGCACAUCCCGUUCGCGUGGAUCCUUCGAGACCGGUGUCAGUUUCCAGCAGUACUGCCACCACGCUUGUCGCAACCCCACAACCACACUCCUCGCACCAACAACCCCCACCGCCACCAAUUCAUCAUACUCAUCAACAGCAACAACAUGCUCACUCUCAACACUCGGCCCCAUGUUCUACCACUGGUUUUAGGCGAAUGAUGCCCCCAAGGACGAAAUCUAUCGACUCGGAAUCUCCUCCCCCAUCCCAGGGAUGCUCAACAUACGGCGACUCCAUUGCUGAUCAAGACGACCACAUUUUCGAGGUGGAGGAGAUGUCUUUGGCGGAGGGGGAAUUGGGGAUGGUGGUGGACUCGGGUCGCGGAGGGACAUCUUCCCCAGUCCAAUGUGGCAGUUUAGAAGUUGCAUUGGACUACGAAGCCGCCGCGAGGAAAAUGACCGUGCAUGUGAUCCAAGUUCGAGGAGUGCCUCCUAAAGACAUGGGCGGAGCAAAUAACACUCAAAUUCGCCUGGUGCUGUUACCCGAUAGGAAGCAGAAGCACAAGACAAAGGUUCGGCCAGGUGAACACCCAUCUUUCAUGGAGACCUUCGUGUUUAGCAAAGUUAAUCCAGAGGACGUGAGUAGCCUGGGAAUCCGUUUCCGACUUUAUGGUUGUGAGCGUAUGCGGAGGGAACGACUUCUUGGGGAGUGCAUUUUAGGAUUUGGCUCCUUACACUUGGAGAUGGAAACAACAACAUGGCUGAAUUUCGAACCCCGUUAUCAUCUCUCGAUAGAACAGAGGAAAGUUUGGCACACACAAAAUUUUCGGGCAUGGGACUCGAAAUCAGAGACUGCAAGUUUAAGUAGAAGUGACAGCGCAUCGUCCACGACCUCCAUCCAAAGUGGAAUCCCUGAGCUCUUAGUAGGUCUCGCGUAUAAUGGUACGACGGGUCGACUAACGGUGGAGAUCAUUAAGGGAAGCCAUUUUCGACAACUUGCUGGGGGGAAAGCACCUGAUUCCUACGUAAAGCUCGUUCUUGUCAGCUGCACUGGACAGGAAAUGGGGAGGUCCAAGACGUCGUUGCGGAGAGCACAGUCAAAUCCUUUGUUCAAGGAAACUUUCAUGUUCCAGGUGGCUUUGUUCCAAGUACAAGAGGUGACCUUGUUGGUAUCGGUCUACGGCAGGAAAGGAGUCACGAGGCGAGAACUUCUCGGCUGGUUUGCCCUUGGUUAUAAUAGCUCUGGCGAUGAAGAAACGACGCAUUGGGAGGAUAUGUGUGACGCGCAGGGCGAUCAAAUGUGUCGAUGGCAUGUUCUACAAACUUAAGAAAUGUCGACUCUACUUGACUACUAAAUACUUGAUCUCUGAAAAUGCAUCGAAUUGACAACGUGUGAAUCUCACUGCUGGAAUGUACCACUAAAAAUUUUUGGAGGAAAUUGCUAAAUAUUUCCAACAAACCAAUUGUAUCCUAGUCAAUGUAACUGCUUUGGAAUUGAACCAUUUAACCUGAUCCAUGUCAUCAAAAUUUGUCUAUAUACAUACGUAAUGUAGGAUUUCAAGCUGUCAUCAUCAAUUGUAACCACCUUCUUCCUUUGUGGAUUUCAAGUAACGAGUCCGGCUGAAUCAAUGCAACGACCACACGUACAUUUAUGUAAAGGUCCAUAAGUUUGAUAGUUGACUUACUCAACCACUUGUUACAUCUUUGUGCAAAUGCUUUGGUGGAGACAUGCAGAAUGGAAUUGUUUGUGAUAUUUACAAUUUAUCCAUUUAACUAAUUACUUAAUUGUAACCUAUAACCUUACAUUUUAAACUAUAUUUAACUAAGAACUUCUUCAACUUGAAUUGAAGAAUCUUUCCAAUGAUCUCAAUCUAGUCAUAACUUGGUCAAGUUGGUCAAAACUUGUCCGAUUUAAGCCAUUUCAGAAACAUUAUUACUAUACAUAGAUGAAACCUUAUUACCGUCUAGUUUUAUAAAUCGCACGUUCUCGCACUUUUACAAAACUUACACAAAACAGCAUAUUAAUUACUUAAUAAUAUCAAGUUGGCUGGUAUGAUCGUUUCCUGCCUACACAUCACUCACACACAUACUCCAAAUGUUCCCCGUCUGUACAAAAUGUAUAAAUCUUGCCGUGUCAUACGAUUACAUAUAUUAAACACUAGAUAUAUAAUUAUUAUACAGAAACAUAUGGUCGCUCAUCAUCCGAUAUGCAUCUUAGGCAUUGGAGGAAGAGUGGCGCAAUUUCCGGCAAAUGCAUUUAAUAGAUUAAGUCCAUAAAUUCCAGUGGAAAUUUGGAAUUUAUGAAGAAAAAACGAUUAUUGAUGAUGAUCACAUUUGAAAAAAAGAAUUAUCGUCAUUUCACAAAUUAUUUAAGUUGGUGUUGAAAUAUUCAACGUAAUCAGUGAUAAAAACCUAACUUCAAACGCAAACAACAGCCAAACCCUUCUGAACUGACGCAACUCUAUAAAAUUAGGUACUAAAAAUCUACCACCAUCGCUUAUUAUUCUACCCUUUACUACAUUUGUAGGACCGAGUUGUUGAUUGAGACCAAAUACGUGAUUUUAAAAAAAAACCAAAGCAUCAACUCCAUUAAUCUAUAAAGUAUUUACUCUUUAACAAAUAAUUAAUAAAAUUGUCCAAUAUAAUUCACCUCAAAAGAUUCACAACCCUUAUUGAUGAAUGCGUGAUUUAAACAACUUUGAGCUUUAAAGUCCCAUUAUUGCUAUGUGUACAUAUGUACUCCGUAUACAUACAUUUACUGUUUUUGGUUAACCAGUACAGUUUCUAUUUAACAACCUUGUAAAUUAUAAUGUAAGUCGUUUCUUCCCAAUUUCUUGUCGGUGCAUUGUUGAGCUGCGGUGGUCAGUGGUUGGUGAAAGUUUUGUGUAGCGUUCAAGUUGUCUUGUCUUUUCUGCAUAUAAAAUAUGAUGGUGGCAAUUGUACAAUUGAUUUCCCUAAAUUUACAUUGAAGGAGACAAUUGAUUGCCGAGGCGUUCCCGACAAUCUCUUAUUUAACCUCAAAAGAGCUGCAACGCUCGGUAAUUUAAUUAAAGUUAGUGAUUCUACUAGUAGCACUCGUUUUGUGUUGUGUUGUCUCAAAUUAUUCUUUUGUAUUGAUUUUAAACACCGUGUCUUGUCGGAGCUAUUUCUCUUUAGUUUUUAAUACAGGCGAAAUCCCAAUAAUUUUGUUCUGACCUACUUAAAAUAAGUAGUUUGCACUACUUUCCAGUGCUUCCUGUGUCGCUUGACCUUUAUUACCUUUUAAUCAUUCAAAUUCAAUGUCUCGACUGUCUCCAUUUGAUUUUCUUUACAGUUUCCAACCAAAAAAUUGUAAUACAGACAAAACUGUACACAUUCUGCACAUUGAACUUUGUCAAAAUUUAAAUGGUUAUAUUCAGUAUGUAUCUAUUAUUGUAUCCAAAAAAAAUUCUGAAAUCUGACAAACCUGACAAGCUAAAUUAUUUAUUCCGACUGCACUUUUAAAAUAUUUAGGAUAAUUUGCAUGAGAAUAUCAAGCCACUAAAUAUAGAUAAUUUCGUACAGCACAAAUUUUGGCCUUGAUAACUACACAAUAUAAUUGAUCUAUUUAUUAAAUUAUUUAUAUAUUAUGCUACUGUGUCAGGUGUAAAAUUGGAUCUUAUUAAAAUUAGAUAUAUUUACACAUUAUUGUUAAAAAGUGACAAGGAAUGUGACGUUUCCUCUUUACUACGGAGGUCAAUGGAAUAGCGUGCGUCUCAAAUAUGCCACUAUCACAUUUGACAGGUAAAUAAUUAGGGUAUGUACAUAAAUAUUGAAGACAUUACUAAAGCGGUUAAUGAGACUUGUGAUCAUGGAAGGGGAGUUGUGUGUAGAGACACAGGACUUGGGAGGAUUGUCGUGUGUGUACCAUUAUUAUUGCUAUUAUUCUGUGUAUGUCUGUGUCUGUUAUUUGUCCUGAGUACUGUGACUUAAGACGGAGCGUGUGGGUUGAAGUUGAUUCAUUUCAAGAGUUUCGAUAAAACGGAACUUCUUGCAGGAAUCAAGGAGCUGGCACCAAGAUGAGUACUAAAACCAUUAGAGAAGGAAAUGGACGGAGGUGCAGUCGUAGUAUUUCGACAUUUGGGUGGUUCACCCCCCAAAAGUCGUCACCACUGCGGAAUACUGCCCUCUCAUGUCUAUGGACUUGACAAGUUGUUGAAAAGUGAUUGUUCACGUAAACGCACAUUUAAAGUUAUGAUAAGUUGUAAACUGAUAAGAGUUUGGCUGAGGUUAGGAAAGAGCACAACCUGUGUCGGUACAUAUAUAGCAAAUUAGCGUAUUAUGGAUGUCGUGUCUUCUGAUUACUAACUAAGGUAAAUGGUUUUGGAGAAAGUAAAAAAAAUUGCAGCAACUUGUUACAUGUUUGUAUUAAAUCCCCAAAUUUGCGGAUUUGUGGACAUAUAUUUUAACAAAAUUUCAGUAUUAUUACCAUUAUUGCGUCUUAAUCUGUUUUGUUAUAUUUAAGUAUGUACAAAUAUGAUAAAAGGACACAGGAUUUAGCGUAUUACACCAACAAACAGGACGGACUCGUCUGUGUAUUUGACCUGGAUGGUAACAUGAAGGACUUGACUGUGAAAGCACAAAUUUUGAGAAUUUUUGACUAGGAUAUAUAUCUGCAUAUAUUUACAUAUACUUACAUAUAUGUGUGCAUAAUGCUUAUGAUUUUAAGGUGGAUUUUCACACGUUGAAAUUCCCAAUAACUUAACUGGUAAUUGUCAAUUGACCGUUCCAUGAGUAAGAAGUGUAUAAAGUAAUAUAUAGUUUAUAUACAUACAAAAUUUCAUAUUGGGCAUGCCUUACAGCAUGCUACAUGUUGUGUAAAGUCUAAGAAGUGUUUUAUAUUACAUUAAAAGUUACAUUCCUAUCAUAAUUUGUAUGCAACCCAACUGCACGCUUCUAAUCAUUCUCAAGUUGUCCACGAUUACAAAGAACCAUUACGAUGUACUUACUUUACUUGAUAAAUACACUAAUUUUGCUAAUGCUAAUAUUUUGAUGAUGAUGAAUUUUCCACUAAUUAACUGGCUGGGUGGAGUACAGGCGUGAAUGAUGAGUUUGCAUAAUAUUUUUUAACUCGUACCAACUCAUCCCUAUAUCUUUACAACCUAGCUGUUACCUUCUAAAUGUAGUUUUGUAUUCAUGAAUUAUAAUGAUAAAUAAUUACGAUUGGUAAUGUUUACUCAAACAGUACCGGAAGGAAGUAAAAUAACGAUUUAUUAUGGUUACGCGUGGUGGUGAAAAUAAUUCACAUUUCAAUGUUCCACAGAUUAAUAAGAAAACUAUUUAAAAAAAUCUUCUCAAUUACAAUUAAUUCAACUUUAAACUUGUAUUUAGUCAUCUUUUCUUCUGUCUCAACAAACUGUUGUAAAAAUUAAUUCAACAGCUGCAAUUAAGUGGACUGUGUAUAAUCCAGUUGAUUAUUUCAUUCCAACCAGAACACCAAAGUUUAAAAAGUUAUCAAAAUCGGAUGAAUAAUAAUAAUCAGGAUAUGAUUUUGUCAACCUACACCAAUAUUUACAACCAGUAAAAUAAAUUGUUCCUUGAACUGUGAAAAUAUAAA